Molecule: messenger RNA, 3498 nt
Organism: Bombina bombina (fire-bellied toad)
Lineage: Eukaryota; Metazoa; Chordata; Amphibia; Anura; Bombinatoridae
Product: zinc finger protein 391
Exons: 2
Coding region: 8-1366 (452 amino acids)
Biological process (GO): regulation of transcription by RNA polymerase II
Molecular function (GO): DNA-binding transcription factor activity; RNA polymerase II cis-regulatory region sequence-specific DNA binding
Source: RefSeq, a predicted model, not a curated record
UUUCAGCAUGAACCAUCAGAUUGUGGUAAAAAGUGAACCAGAUAAUCUAUGCGUGCAGACAUUAAAUGUUCCGGAUGCACAGGCCGCACAGCUAUAUAUUAAUAAUCUGCGCAGCACGUCUGGUCAGGAGCCGCGUGUGAUGAGACCACUCAGGACACCUGCAGACUGUAAACAAGAGGAUUCCCCACUACUCAGCCCGUCAGAGACCUGGGAUGUCAGAACUAUCAUCAUAAAAGAAGAUUAUGAUGAUGACUCUUAUGAUCAGAACACUCAGAAUGGACAGAUUGUAUCCGCUGCGUGUGAGGGAGGUGAUUACUCACAAACUCACAGUCUGCAUGAGGAGACCAACAAUGGGCGCUGUGAUAACAGGAUAAUGUGGGCUACACAGGACCAGUCAAGCUCUCUCACAAGCACUAAAUGUGAAACGACUGAAUCAUAUUUUAAUGGACAUCAUUUUAGAGAUAUCCUCUCCAUGUCUGACUCAGAUUCCAGGGAGCACGGUGACUCUGGGAAUGUGCAUCUUGUUACAAACCAAAUUGGCCCUGAUGGCAAAAUUCAAUUUAUGUGCCAGGACUGCGGAAAAAGCUUUGCCUACAGGUCCCAUUUCAUUAUUCACCAGAGAUCUCACACUGGAGAGAAACCUUAUCCAUGCUCGGAGUGCGAGAAGAGAUUUACUUGUACCUCUCAGCUCAUUGCGCACCAGAGGACACACACAGGUGAGCGACCCUAUGUGUGUGCUGAGUGUGGAGAGGGUUUCACCCAGAGUUCAGCUCUGAUGCUGCACCAGAAAACGCACACAGGGGAGAAACCGCAUGAGUGCAUGGAAUGUAAUAAGAGCUUUUCACGUUAUGCACACCUCAUCCUGCACCAGAGAACUCAUACAGGAGAAAAACCAUACAUUUGUACUGAGUGCGGGAAACGCUUCAGCAGUGUCUCUAACCUUACUGCACAUCACCGGACUCACACUGGUGAGAAACCCUAUAUAUGUCCUCAGUGUACGAAAGGAUUUAGCCAGAGUUCAGCACUAGUCCUCCACCUCAAAUCUCAUACUGGGGAGAAGCCCUAUAUGUGCCGGGAAUGUGGAAAACGCUUCAGUCGCUCCUCUCACCUGGCUCUGCACCAGAGAGCUCAUACAGGGAAUAGGCCAUACAUCUGUAAUGAAUGUGGGAAAAGCUUUAUGCGCAGCACACACCUCACAGUGCACCAAAGGACUCAUACAGGAGAAAGGCCAUAUUCCUGCAAAAUUUGUGGGAAAAGCUUUGCUCAAAAUCCACACCUUGCAAAACACCAAAGAGGCCACAUAUUAGAAGCAACUCGUAAACAGGCAGAUAAUCAUAGUCCAUCCUCUCUGCCAACACCCAGCUAAUGUAGGAAUAUAGUCAUUUCUCUCUUGCACUGCUCAGCAAUUGUCUUAUUCAUCCCUGUCUGCUGACACCCAGCUAAUGUAGGGUCUUAUUCAUCCCUGCCUGCCAACACCUAGCUAAUGUAGGGUCUUACUCAUCCCUGUCUGCCAACACCCAGCUAAUAUAUGGUCUUACUCAUCCCUGUCUGCCAACACCCAGUUAUUGUAGGGUCUUACUCAUCCCUGUCUGCUGAUACCCAGCUAAUGUAGGGUCUUAUUCAUCCCUGUAUGCUGACACCCAGCUAAUGUAGGAUCUUACUCAUCCCUUUCUGCCAACACCCAGCCAUUGUAGUGUCUUACUCAUCCCUGUCUGCCAACACCCAACUAAUGUAGGAUCUUAUUCAUCCUCUCUGCCGACACCCAGUUAAUGUAGGAAUAUAGUCCUCUCUCUCUUGCACUGCUCAGCAACUGUCUUAUUCAUCCCUGCCUGCUGACAUCCAGCUAAUGUAUGGUCUUAUUCAUCCCUGUCUGCCGACAUCCAGCUAAUGUAGGGUCUUAUUCAUCCCUGUCUGCCGACACCCAGCUAAUGUAGGGUCUUAUUCACCCCUGUCUGCUGACACCCAGCUAAUGUAGGGUUUUACUCACCCCUGUCUGCCAGCACCCAGCUAAUGUAGGGUCUUAUGCACCCCUGUCUGCCAGCACCCAGCUAAUGUAGGGUCUUAUGCACCCCUGUCUGCCAACACCCAGCUAAUGUAGGGUCUUAUUCACACCUGUCUGCCGACACCCAGCUAAUGUAGGGUCUUAUUCACCCGUGUCUGCCAGCACCCAGCUAAUGUAGGGUCUUAUUCACCCUUGUCUGAUGACACCCAGCUAAUGUAGGGUUUUAUUCAUCCCUGUCUGCCGACACCCAGCUAAUGUAGGGUCUUAUUCAUCCCUGUCUGCCAACACCCAGGUAAUGUAGGAUUAUAGACCUUCCUCUCUUGCGCUGCUCAGCAACUGUAGGGUCUUAUCCAUCCCUGCCUUAUAAUGCUUAUCUAAAUUAGGAUCAUAUCCCUUCUUCCUUUCAUCCAAUGGCCAGCUAUUGUAAGUUCACAUAUCAACCUCCCUGCAUACAUCCAGGUUAUGUAGGGUCACAUUUCUCUCUCAGUACUGUCACAAAACUAAUAUAGGAUCUAUUGUAACUGUGACUUUCAUGUUCUUGGUGCUAUACAUAGAGACCAUUCGGACCUGGCUUGUUCAGGAUUUGCAGCAUCUGUAAAUUUCUGGCAACUUUUUCAAAGAUAUUACAUUUUACCUCUAGGUAUUAAACUUUCUGGUGGUAUAAAUCCAUUUUAGUUCCAUUAAAUAAAACCUAGAACUGAAUAUUUUAUCUAGAGUUGAGUACCAGGUUAACUGUUAAUAAUUAGGAGGAAAUGAUUUAAUGAUAAUAAAAUAAUAAAUCUGAGUUUUAAAUAAUCUGUUGGCUUACCCAAGUAACACUCACCAACAAAGAUAUCCCAUAAAUAAAAGGGCUGAUUAGGUAACCAAAGCCUCAGUCCUUACCAUUUGCUUACCUGUAAGACUGCACCAUGUUUGUCCUUUUUUAUGCCCUAGAUAAGAUAGGUAGACACACUUUAGUGUUUUCAUUAUGAGCCUCCUGUGAUGUAAUUAAUCUUGUGUAUAUGUACGCACCUUGCAGUUAUAUCGCCAACAGUUUACAGAUACUAGUGUUUCACAGUAAGAUGUAUAUAAUAGAUUGUUGUAUAACUAAAGAAAACCAUAUCAAGUAGUGUUUAGAGAAUGGGAUUCUGGGUAAGGAUGUGCAAAUCGAUCAAUAGAUGUGUCGCAUGUUUUGAGUAUUCUAUUUGUUUUAAACACAGUAAGAUAUGCAGUGAUUGUUGUGCUAUUAAGAACUUGCCGGCAUCUUCUUUGACAGUUUGUCAGUAUUUUUUUCUUAUGGUUUUAGUUUGGGUCAUGUGUGACCCUGGAAGGUUUACAAAUUCUGAGCCUGGGUUAAUAGUUCUUCUAUAUUAUACACCUAAUAAGUCUUUUUUUGUUUUGUUUAGAGUUUCCUCCAUUGGGGAUUUCAAUCUACUGUAAAUAGACAGUCAUUGUUUCUGCCGCAAGUACAUAUUGUAUAAACAGUCAUGUGACAAAUAAAGUACACCCUCUUUGAA